Molecule: messenger RNA, 3140 nt
Organism: Hyla sarda
Lineage: Eukaryota; Metazoa; Chordata; Amphibia; Anura; Hylidae
Exons: 25
Coding region: 770-2719 (649 amino acids)
Biological process (GO): regulation of transcription by RNA polymerase II
Cellular component (GO): nucleus
Molecular function (GO): DNA binding; DNA-binding transcription factor activity, RNA polymerase II-specific
Source: RefSeq, a predicted model, not a curated record
AGGGUGGGAUUGCAAACAAAGCAAGGUUUUUCCUCCUUACAUUGGAUAGCACUGAGCUUUCACAAGUCAAGCGGUCAUUGGAAAAGGAAUGCGGGCGCCAUCUGCCGGUAGUGUGCCUAUUUAAGGAUCCCCCAAGUCCCGUCUCGGUGAACACUUUUAUGUGAAUAUUUUAUGGGCACGGGUAUAGACAUUGCAGGCAGACGAAGGAAACCGACUCAUAGUUUCUGAAACUCUUCGAGGUAUUGUGGACCACAGAAGCCGCCGUAGUGACGUCACUGCUUAUAUCUCACUCGGAAGUCGCACUACAGCUCGGUUGAGACGCCACCGGCCGGGGCGAUCUCCUGCUGUACCGCAACGAGGGAUAAUACCAGCAUCCAGCAACAAUUUACGGGACUCACACCGCAGGGGAUACACACCAACCGGAUGGACAGACAGAGCACAAACGACCGAGCGCAAAUUAGCGCAACAUAAACCCGGCGUCUCCCAUAGCAACAGACUGUCCGGGGCACUCCUAUGCACUAAUUCUAUGCAAUAUUACGUCAGAAGUAUCCAGCAAAGAUAUACUGUGUUUCAUCACCACUCUUACCUGCUGUACAGAUUAAUUCUUCAUUGACAAACUUCUCUACAAGACCAGCACCUUUCUAUGAAGAAUGUAGUCUAUAACCAUAGAAGCAUGGUUCAAUACAGCAAUGGAUAAAGCUCCAAGGAUGCAGAGAACAGAUACGGCCCUGAAAUCCAAUGAAAAUAUGAGCGCAUCAGGCAACUUGCAAUGAUGGAUGUGGUAUACGAUUACACCAAGGAUGAGGACAGCGUAAGCACUGCAGAUUUACAGUGGUUCUAUUCAAAGUCGAAGGUCCCAAUUUGUUUAGCGAUAACUGACAGCUUUCCCUUUCUAAACAAACUGAGGGAUGCCAAUAUCCUGUCUGAGGAGGAGGUGCUGGAAUUGCUUGGAGAUACAAGGAAUGUCCAUCGAGUGGUGUACGAAUGUCUCUGCUGGAUAGAGGAUAAGGUCAUCCGAUUACAAUAUUUCUUUGAGAUCCUGUUUCAAAAAUCCUUCUUGAAAAGAUAUCCCGAUCUAAAUCCAAUUUAUAAAGAAUACAAAGAAGGAAAGUACCGGUACGCCAUACACAGCACUGCGGAUCAAGAGAAAGACCUCCUGAUAUUUGCAAAGGAUAAAGUUGAGAUUUGUUUAACAAUUACAGAUCGGUUUCCAUUUCUUCAUGGGUUACAAGAUCUUACGAUUCUCUCUGAAUCCGAGUCACUGAAACUGCAGGCGGAUGAAAGGCCAGUCUCCCGCGUCAUAUACGAAUCCUUGUCAUUAAUCGAGAAGAAGGACUUGAAAUUAAAUAUAGUGUUUGAGUAUAUAUUCCAGCAGUGUUACCUGAAGCUAUAUCCUGGUCUACAGGACAUACUACGAGAACCAACUGAGGAGUUUGUUGCACCAUUUAAUGGAGGACAAUACCCGAUGUUCAAUACCACCACUGAUCUACUUGAAUGUUUUAACCAUAAUAAAACCUAUAUAUGUGAAGCUGUAAGUGAGCGCUUUCCAUUUCUAAAUGGACUACAUGAUUUCAGACUGCUUCCUUACAUACAGUUGCUGAAGCUGCAAGCAGAUAAGAGGUCCACCAAGGAGGUGUUAUAUGAUGCCUUGAGUCAAAUCCAGACUACAAGUGACAUUGAAAGCCUUUUUGCCUAUGUGUUUCAAAAAUUCUUCCUCAAGAUGUUCCCUGAUCUCCAAAUAACUCUCAAUGGUUUAAAUGCAGCAUUAUCGUUGGACAUCUGUCUCCCUUCUCCAGUGUCCUGUACAGGGAAUGUUACUGAAACACAGGACCAACACACCAACACUCCUAUUAAAGUGACAGUAAAAGACGAACACCUGGACCGACAUGAGCAGAACUCCAGUGAGCCUUCCACAGUAGAACAUGAAGGUGAAACCAUAGAUGUGGAGGAGCAGGACUACAAUGAACCAACCAGAGUGGCGUAUGAGUAUCAAAAUAAAGGCAUCCAGAAGCGGGAAGUAAAAAAACGUUCUAAAGUGGUCCCAAAAGAUGAAAUUAUACAAUUAACCGUGCAGGACUUUAGUGAACCUUCCCCAGGUGCAGAUGAUGUUUUGCCACAUCCAGUGCGGAAAUGCAGACUGCAGCCUAUUAGUUACUCUGAGCCACCGGAUAUUGUCUGUGAACUGAAUAAUCAUGACGUGAAAUACAAAGCUCCAGAACAAUCAAAAUAUCACAAACCUGGAAGAAGAAAAACCCAAGAAUGCAACAACUUGACUUUGAUGGCAAGAUCUGAGCUAAUGCCAGGGACGAAACUUGUGACUGUAAAGCUUGAGUUCCCAAAACAAGUUUUCAAUGAUAAAUUUAAAGUGCGGUGUGGUAACAAGACUGGGAUCUUCAAGAAAGCGAAGUGGACUGGACACUCGUCGAAAGACCUGUGCAUUCGAUGUGAUGGCAAGAGAUUUUCAGUGACAUCAUUUGAAAGAUAUGGAGGAAGAGGAUCAUGCAAAAACUGGAAGAAAACAAUUAAUUGUGAAAGAAUCAAGUUGGAAACUUUAUUUAAGGCUGGAAUCCUGAAACAUCCCAUAUGGAUCAAAAAAUCGACGAGUCCAGAAUGCAAUGUGAAAAGUUUGGUCGGCCCACAUCAGCUUGAAGUAAAGAAAGCAAAAGUGAAACUUGAGACAAGAUGGCAGACAAUUUUAGACAACAACUUUUCUAAGUGAAAAAAAAAGUCAAAAAACCCAAGGGAGGAGUGAUACUUUUCACAUAUCCAGCUUACAGGUGAAGAGCUAUUACUAUAUACAGUAUGGGAGGUAUUGGGCCUGUUUAAAGGGGUACUCCACUGGAAAACAUUUUUUUGUGUGAGAGAAAAAUUACGUGAUUUAACUUCAGCAACCAAUCACAUCUCAGCUAACGAGCUCUGGUAAAGUGAAAGCUGAGCUGUGAUUGGUUGUUGUGGGAAAAUCACUCCACUUUUACUCUCACAUUUGAUAAAUCUGGGCAAUAGAGAUUUGCAAAUUACUUCUAUUUAAAAAUCUUAACCCUUCCAGUACUUAUCAGCUGCUGUAUGCUCCACAUGAAGCUCUUUUCUUUUUGAAUUUCCUUUCUGUCUGACCACAGUGCUCUCUGCUGACACCUCUGUCC